CGGCGGGAGGGCGGCCCCCAGGGCUGCGGCCCCGCGGUAGCUCCGCUCCUCCGGGGUAUUCCGUCUCCUAAAGGGAACUUUGCGCAGGAUCCCGCGGCCGGAGGAAGGGAGGGAAGUGCAAAGACGAGGGGAAAAAUAUAUAUAAACGUAUUGCUAAGCCGCACGAUGCCGGAGCGCGGCCCGGGGGCUCCCGGUGAGCGCAGAGCCGCCGCUGGAGAGCCGUAGAGCGGAGCCUGGAGCCGGAGCGGUGCGGGAGCCCCGGCGGAGCUCGCCCCCCGCAGCACGGCAGCCCCGGCGCCCAGAGCCUUUUCUUGCCUCCCGGCGAUUAAUGGAAUGAUGUUGCGGAAAAGGCAGAGCGAUCCUGCCGGGCUCAGUCGGGACUGCUCGGGCGGCGGCAGAGGCGGCGGCAGUGGGGUAGCGAGCGGCAUGCGAGGCCCCCCCCGGCGCUAUGGCUAGCGGCGGCUCUGGCAAGUCCAGCAGCGAGGUGUCCGGCGGCGGCAUCCCCAGCGGCAGCUCCCUGCAGAGGAAGAAGCUCAUCUCUAUCUGCGACCACUGCAAGAUCAAGAUGCAACUGGUGGCCGAUCUGCUUCUGCUGUCGAGCGAGACCAGGCCGGUGAACACUGAGAGCUUGUCUGUCUUCGGCGAGUCUUUCGAGAAGUGCAGGGACACGAUUAUUGCCAGGACCAAAGGACUUUCCAUCUUGACCCACGACGUCCAGAGCCAGCUCAAUAUGGGACGCUUCGGGGAGGUGGGGGAAAGCCUGAUGGAGAUGGGGGAGCUGGUGGUCUCCCUGACCGAGUGCUCUGCCCACGCUGCCUAUCUGGCUGCAGUGGAGACUCCGGGGGCCCAGCCUGCCAUGCCCGGCUUGGUGGAUCGCUACAAGGUGACGCGAUGUCGGCACGAGGUGGAGCAUGGCUGCGGGGUCUUGAAGACCACCCCUUUGGCAGAUAUGAGCCCUCAGCUCCUGCUGGAGGUUUCCCAGAACAUGUCCAAGAACUUGAAAUUCCUGACAGACGCCUGUGUGCUGGCCGGUGAGAAAUCCAAGGAUAAAUUUGCUAAGGAGCAGUUCAAACUCAGUGUCAAAUGUAUGAGCACCAGCGCCUCCGCCCUCUUGGCGUGUGUCAAGGAGGUCAAGACUUCACCCAGCGAGCUGACCAGGAACCGCUGCGUCUUGUUCAGUGGACCUUUGGUGCAGUCUGUCUAUGCUCUGGUGGGCUUUGCCACUGAGCCCCAGUUUUUGGGUAAAGCUGCCACCAUCAAUCCGGAGGGCAAAGCUGUGCAAACUGCUAUCCUAGGAGGAGCCAUGAGUGUGGUUUCUGCUUGUGUGCUCCUGACCCAAUGCCUCAGGGAUAUAGCCCAACACCCCGAAAGUAGCACCAAAAUGAGCGAUUACAGGGAAAGGUUGAGGAACUCAGCUUGCGCCGUCUCGGAUGGUUGCAACCUGUUAUCUCAGGCACUAAGAGAAAGAUCUUCACCCAGGACUUUACCGCCAGUGAACUCCAAUUCUGUGAAUUAACCCCCACACCUUCUGUUUAGAUCUCAGUCGUUGCUAAAGGAAAAUAAUAUCCCACCUCCUCACCCCUGUUUUGUAUACCAAAGAAUUUGCUUGGAUGAGCCCAAUCCUUUGAUUUCAUGUGGUGAAGAAGCAGAACAGCAUAUUCAAAUUAUACGUACUAACAAAGGUAGCCAGUCUGGGCUUCUUUUUAUUUUGAGCAAGUACCUGCAGAUAACUGUUCCUUUAUUCAACCAGAUCUUCACACAGAUGGUAAUAGCAACUGUUUAAAAGUUUUAUAUUUGGGGAGGUGGGGGUAUCUGAACUAAUAAGAAAAAAAAGAAAAAAAAAAAAGGAAAAGAAAAUAGCUUUAAUCGCGCUGGGUGCGGUUUUUAAAGUUUGUCUUGUCUUGUCUUCCGAAAUUUCCCUUCUAAAUUUUACUGUUUGGUUGUGCAGGAAAAAGGUUACCUCAGUUCUCAUUCGUUUUAAAAAUGAAAAGAAGAAAACACCACCACGUAGAUGAUGGAUGUAGCUACUAUUUUGUUUGUUUUUGUUUUGUAUGACUUUUUUUUUUUUUUUUAAUUUUGCAUCAAGUGUUAGGUUAGAAGUGCAUUUGGUGUGUAGGAGUGGAAGGACUGGAGGUUGUGAUUAUGUUUUCCAUGUGUUGAUUUCCAAACUGGGGGAAAAGCUACUGUGAGUGUUUAAACAAACAAACAAAAAAAUUACACUAUAACAGAAGUGAUUUUUAAUUUUUUUUUUUCCAAUGUCAGUUUUUAUCUUGCAUGUACUGGAGUAUUUAUUUCAUCUAUUAAAAUGUUAUGUUUCUCAGAUGUCUUUCUGUGAAUCUCUUAAUACUUGAAUAAUUGAACAACAAGGCCUGUUUGCAUUCUGUGUCAUUUUCCCCAGGGAAUGGGUGGUACAAAUGUAACUAGUGCUAGACAGCAGCAUACAGGCUUCAAUUCAGUUCUUUAUUUUCCUAACUGCUGUCCGGCCUCCUCAGGACGGAUGUCUGUGAUAGAGAUACUCUUUCAUUGUAUUUGUGGAGCUGUGUGCACUGGGAUUACUCUAUCUGCAGGGCCCUGGUGGUUGCUGUGCAGUGACAUAGGCUGGCUUUGUCUUUAUCAGCAUUCUGUGUUAUCUUGGAGACGCUUGUGUGUUUUAACUUCUGCAGAUGUCGCAGGCCACGUGUGUGAAACUUGUGAGUUUUCAUUAAGGACUUCUGGGGAUGAAAAAGCCUACCUGCUGGAUAGCCCUGCUUAUGCAGUAUAGGAAUGUGAAGGUUUGAGUUGGGCACUGGUGGCUCAGAGGUUGGUGUUGGAGCUGUUCAGUGCAGGUUUCUGUCGAAAGUACAUGGAAUUUGAUGCUGCAGAUAUUGUGAAAAGUUAGCUAAUGCUCAGGCCUGGUCCAACUCCAGUUGGAUUCCUUGGAAUUGCGAGUGGACCUAAGGGAACACCACAGUAGUUAGUGUAACUGCAGUGACCUUUUCAGCCUGACAGUUGUGGGCUUGUGCUAUCUGUUGACCUCUAUAUGUUCCCUGAAAAGUAAAUACAAAAAGCAGGUCUUUGGGUGAGUAGGCCUCAUCUGUCUGCCCAGCUCCAUUGCAUAACUGGAUUUUUUUUACAGGUCUGCAAAUUGAACAAUGUUGAAAUCUAUUGGAAAAUGUAUCUUAAAACUGUUGUUAAUGUGGUUUAAACCUUUACUGUGCAACUACUGUCCUGUUUGUUUCCUUAAAGAAGUAGGUCUUUGGCUAUGGAUAUAGAACAGUCAGUGAAAGGUCUUUCCUUCAUAGCAUUUGUGUUUGUUUUGUCCUGCAUGUGGUGCUUUUACUUAAUUUCAAACAUGAGUAAAAUGUGUAGUGGACAAAAACCUCCUGUCAAAGGAGAUACACCCUAAGAUACAUUCAUAUCUUCAGGGUCAGAAAAAACAAUUUUCCUUCAGCACAGUGGACCCCAGUAUUAGGUCUUGUUUAUUUUGAAAUGAAACUUCUUGACUUCAGUGAAUCGCACUUAUCUUUGCGGAGAAUCCAUCCAACCUAUGUUCCCGUGGAGUGUGACUUUCACACCACGCUCUGUGCUGCAGUCUAACUCCAUCACGGUGUGCUGCAGAGGCAUGGAUGCAGUAUAGUGAGAAAGUUCUCUCAUGUACAUACGGAUCUGUCUGUCCAUGUAUACAUGUGCACGCACGUACAGACUGACACAUACUGUUCUAACCUUGUCUUAGAUAAUCCUGUUUGCUGGAAUAUCCAGCCUAGGAGCCCUCCCCAGGUAUUUCCUCAGAGACUCUCGCAUGCAUGCACGCGUGUUUUCCCAUCUGGAUGGCAGGCACAGCUGUGGGACUCCCAGGGGACUCAGAGGAAGCCAAGGCCAUCUACAGGGAGGUCCUGCGCCUCCUAAGUGUUUGCGGCUGUCUGCUCAGCUAUCCUUUGUAUCUCUCUCCCUUCCAGCAUGUCUGCGUGGAAGCCGAGAUAGUGUCCCAGCCUGCCCUUCCUUUUUUUCUGCAGUUAGGCUGAGGGGAAGGAGGAAAAAGGGGCUGCAGCAAACAUAAUGCUUUCAGGAUGUGCUAUCUUGUGUGGCUGCUGAAGGGAGGUGAGGAACCGGCUCCACCCUUCCUUUGCAUAGAUCCUGGAUGGGGCAGAAGUUCGUGUGGGACGUGUGGGGACGGUGCUAGAGGCCUGCAGGGCCCACAGUUGGGCAGGGCCUGCUCCACACACGUACCCUUCGUCCUGGUCUAGCCUGGUGCUUUCACGUUACUGUGCCCCAGCUUGGGGCUGCUUCCAGAUAUACCAGGAGAUUCUGAAGGGCAGCUCUGCAACAUGUCUGACAAGAAAGAACACACAAAACAAAACAACAAAAUGUCCUACUGUUUCUUAAUUGUGUUUCUGCUUAACCAUUUUUGGCACCGCUGAACUAAUUAGAUUCUUUUUGAUUCAUUGUUACAUUAUUAAUGAGGUUGAGUGGAUCACAGCACAGCUUCUUUAUUACCUCUGCCUAUGAAAGGCAAUAUAUUAUUAAUGAUGUUAGUGCCAGUUUGUGUUGUUGUGAUAUUUUAAGUGGUUUAGUACAAUUUCUGUUUGUAAGAAGGGUACUGUAAAUCCUAUCCUGCCCCACCCCAACUUCUGAGUGUAUUUUGAAGUACAUAUGUAUAUAAAUAUGUAUAUAACUUCCUCAUUUCUUUCCAUAGUAGAACUCCCACUGAUGAGAGAGGUAGCCAUGCACUGCUCUGGCCUCAGCUCAAGGCAAAAUCUGUGCUACACGUUUCUAACACAGCAAAGUUCAAAAAAGGGCUUUUGAUAUGAAUGUGAACAACUGUUUUGAUGUAUUCUGAGUGAAUGGUUAACAGGAAAAAAACUUUAUAAAGAACUGAUGUAUAUUGGAAUAAUUGCUUUGGAAUGUAUUUCUAUAGAAUAUUAAUUCUGAUAUGAGACGUCGUUUCAAUAGGGAUAUUCAUACUUCGUAUUUUCUGGGAC
Phasianus colchicus (ring-necked pheasant) is the source of this 4958-nucleotide messenger RNA. It is a transcript of the gene TLNRD1, whose product is annotated as talin rod domain containing 1. Lineage: Eukaryota; Metazoa; Chordata; Aves; Galliformes; Phasianidae. The record is from RefSeq and is a predicted model, not a curated record. Gene Ontology annotation, molecular function: actin binding.